UCAAGCUGUUGCUGCUUUGCUUUUGCCUUCAUUAGCUUUAAACUGUAGUUAUGUUAAAUUAACUAUAACUGUUGGUUGGGCUAGGUAGCUAGCAUUGGUUAACUAUCUUAAAAAACUAACUAACUUAACCAGACUGUAAUGUUAGCAUUAUAUAUAAUGAACUCCUGUGGUAGCUAGCUAGUUAGCUAACAUUAGCUAAUUUGCAAUUCACUAUUUGUCCACUGUAUUAGCUGAAUACACAUUGUUUCAAAAAAACUGCAGCAUCGUCAAACAAUGUAACUAAUUUAUGCACUUUAUAAUUAUACUCGCUAUUACUCACCAACCUUUUCAAUACAGGUUGUGACUUUUCAGUGGGCAAGACCAUAAACAAUAUUAAACUGUCAAAAUGUGCAACCUGAGUCUGAUGACAGCUUGUCAGGUGCCCUUGUAACUGUAACUAUUCAUAGUCACUAGAGCAUAUUUGUGAGAAUUAACAUUUCAUCAGAGACAUUAUUAAAAUGGUGAAGAAUGUGAUUGAUGAAAAUGUCGGGCAGGUUAACAGGAAAAGAUGAUAGUAUAAAGGCUGUGCCAUUUAUUAAAGAUCAUAAUUUAUGAUGACAUAAAUAGGUAAAAGAAAAUGGAAAAAGGCCACAUGGAGGCAGUGUGGGACCCAGAUUGUAAAUAGGCUACUGCCUAACUUCUCUCUCAAACACAGGCACACACACAUACAUACUACCAGAAAAAGAGUGAGGAUUUUAGUUAUCACAAUCACCGUCACAAUAUCCAAAUCCAAAUAUGGUACUUUCAUGUAGGCUAUGUGUUUGAUUUGCACCACUUCCUUUAUCAAUUCAAAGUGCACAAAAUACAUAAGAUGUGUUAUAGGAAGAAUAUGGUUCAAUAUAUGACUAAAAGCUUAAGCCAGACAUGAUCAUCAAAACAAACAGAAGAGUGCUUCCCAGCUGAAAUAUCAAAACGGGGUAUUCCACUAUUCUAACCUAUGCUGCCACAUCCUCUUUCUCUCUCUCUGUCAUGUUCAGACUAUAGAUUAAAUGGAAUAUAACAAUAAUGUAAGUAUCAAACAAUAACAUGAGAAAAGUAUUUUCUAAUUCAUAAACAUUUUAAGAUAUGAAUGAAUAUAUAAAAUUAACACACAGAAAAAUAGUCAGUUAUGGCCAUGUCUUUAUUACUUGCUUGCCACUCCAUGUGUUGUAAUUAUCAUCUUUUUUAAAAUGUGGUACUGUUUUUUCGCAACCAAGUUUGUAGCAAUGGACCCAUUAAAAUGGUAAACGUCUUUGGUCUCACCUCCCCACGCCAGUGGCUGUCUGACUGACCUGUUGGGAGAGGCAGAACCUCCCCUCAGCCCCCUCUCUCUCUGGCCAAGCCAUUAGCCAUGAAUUAUGGUGCUACUACCAUCACAGCCAAUUGUCUGGAUGAAAAGCAGGCACUGCCUCACGAACCACUGUGUGUUAGCUUGUGCCCGAACAGCAGGUUCAGGAUCAUAGUUUCUGAUCAGUACUGUGAUUCAGAUCAGAGCAGGUAAGCAGAUGACAUUUCACUUAACAGGAAAUGCAGGUUGGUGCAGAGUUGGUGGCUGAUCAGUGCAGUGACAUUUCCAGUUCUUCUGAAAGGGACAUUUUAAUUUAUAUAUAGGCUACUGGUUGCCUGAUAUUGAAAAUACAUUUUGUGUAGUUACUCCAGAUUUUGGUUGGGUGUCUCAUAGUAGGUUAUACAAGCAUCAAUCUAUUAAUGUAUAUAGAUUAUAUUAAUUCACAGAUACUGUUUUGAGCUAUAUGUGCAAUGUCUCUUAAUAUAUGACUUUGUGAAAUCAUAGUUUUCUGUAUAGGGCAACUGCUGGAUUUGGGGAGAGACAGACAGACAGAGAGAGAGAGAGAGAGAGAGAGAGAGAGAGAGAGCAGUCUCUGAUACCAGGAAAACUCAUGCCUACUGUAUCACUGGGAAACCCACGAGCAGAUGUGAUGGUAGAGUGAUGCAGAGACUGGAUACAGAGGCAAAUUAUCACACACAGCACUGAACAGUACACAGAGUAGAGGCUUGCUGCUGCCACGAAAAGAUGGUGGGACUGAGAAACUGCUCUACAUGGGAGCCACUGCUACUCAAGGCUUCCUGCAUCAAGUCCUGUGCCAACGGCUGCUCCCUGGGAAUCACCGCACACCUUACCUAUGCGAAUGCUGACAUAGAGUCUGUAGAAGGUGUGUUUGUGUACCCUCUCGGGGAAAAGGAAGUUGUGGUGGGCUUUGAGGCUGUGAUUGCGGGCCGGUUGGUGGGGGUCCAGAUCCAGAGCAGAGGGAAGAUUAAAGAGUGCUGUUUGGAUUGCUGUCCUGGAUCUUGUCUUGAAGGCCACUGUGGGGAUGGCCGGGAGUGGGGCUGCUGUGGGAGCUCCAGCCUUGACGUGCAAUGCACUAACGGACAUCUCAUCCUGGACGAAGACCUUGAAAGAACGACCUUCAUUGUGGGCACAGGUGUCAUUGGUCCCAUGGAUAUAGUAUCGGUUGUCAUAAGCACCACACUAGAACUCCCCACAUUAGAAAAUGGAGCAAUCCGCAUUGUCUACCCCACAUUGCUUACCCCGAUCGUCACUGGCCAGAUGACUCCAAGCAAGAGUGAAAACGGGGGGAAAUCUGAAGAAACUGGACCAACCAGCUGUUUCGGGGCCACCUCAGGAAAACAAGGCCGGACCCUAGGCUCUGUGCAGCAGUGUGCCCAUGCCAUCUUCACCAGUCCAGCUGCCAACCUAGCGCCUUACGAACUCAACUUCCAGCUGCUGGUCCGAGGGGCCUGCCUACUGGCUGGACUGGAGAGCCCCACUCACGCUCUGAGGGCAGAUGCAGACCCCAGUGCCCAAAGUGCCUCUGCUACCUACAUCACCUUGGCCCAGGAGCAUCCAUAUGACAGACACAUAGAGAUCAUUCUGCACCUCAGUGAACCUCACAGCCCGCUGGUCAUAUUAGAGAGAGGCAGGCUCUCGUUCAGCCAGUAUGAACAGCAGAUCUGUUCCCGCCGUGAUUUCAUUCGCUGCACCCGCAAAGAUUCAGAACCUGAGAGGAGGCUGGAGUUUGUGAGGAAGCGAUACCACAAGGACAUUCUGAGCAGCCCCGUCUUGAUGCUCAACUUCUGCCCCGACUUGGUGUGUGAACCGCUGGAGCUGCACAGAGCCACCAGAGAACUGCUGUUCCUUGUCGAUCGCAGUGGCAGCAUGAGUGGCACCAACAUCCAUCGCGUAAAGGACGCCAUGGUGGUGGCACUGAAGAGCCUCCCUUCUGGCACUAUGCUCAACAUUGUGGGCUUCGGCACCACCAUCAAGCCUCUGUUCCCCUCAAGCAAGCUCUGCGCUGAUGUCACUCUAAUGCAGGCAUAUGAAUAUGUCCAGCGGAUGAGAGCCGACAUGCGAGGCACCAACCUUCUGGGAGCGCUGUCCUGGGUGUACCAACAGCCCAUGCAGCGCUCAUAUCCUCGCCAGGUCUUUAUCAUCACAGAUGGAUGCAUCAGUAAUGUGGCUAAGGUGCUGGAACUGGUCCGCAGAAAUACAUGCGCUGGCAGAUGCUUUGGCCUGGGCCUUGGUCCCAGAGCUUGCAGGAGACUCCUGCAGGGCGUUGCCAAACUGACAGGAGGGACUACAGAGCUCUUGGAUGAUGAUGAGCGACUCCAGCCCAAGUUAAUCAAGUCUCUGAAAAAGGCCUUUGAACCUGUGCUGACUGACGUGCGGAUUGAUUGGUACCUGCCAGAAAACAUGGAGGCCUUUCUUUCACCCAGUGAAAUCCCUCCUCUCUACCCUGGGAAUCGUCUAAUUGGAUAUUGCACUCUAUACGAUAUGAAGAAUUUCAAAGCAAAAAAGACAGAGUCUCAAGGACGGGGCGAUAAAGGUGUGCAUCUUGGAUCCACUGGUUCAGUUUUUGGCCAAUCAAAUGACGAGCUUUCACCUCCUCCUGCCUCCGAGUUAAUGCCUGUGGUGACAAGUGCAGAUGGCACCGACUUGGAUGAGGCACUGAGGGAGAUUUCCAGAGAAAUCUCCUCUGAGUUCUCCUGUGCCAAAAACACAGACCCUGGCACCAGCCCAGGAGUGGAGUUAGACUGGUCCAGUGACGUGAGGAGGAGGAUCCAGGAGAGCUCUUAUAUCCAGGAGCAGUAUGUCCUUACUCGCUGCUCCCUCAGUAGUGAGCGGAGUCUACAAACACAGUCCCACUCACACAUCCACGCCUCGUCCAACUCUGACUCUGCGGGUGGGGUCUUUCUGCCAGACCCUCACUCCUGUGGUUCAGUGCUGGACACGGGGUCGCUACCCCAAGGUCUUGAAAAGAUGCCCCCUCCAGAACAGAGAUCAUCCCUGUCUCGCUGGGCAGACCCUGUGUGGCAGCAAAACCUCUCAGUGGAAACUCCUGAUAACAGGGCAGAAAAGAAUGGGUGUGUGGAUGGAGGUGAGGAGUCUCGUAGGAGACAUAAAGCACUGGCCCGUUCAACCAUGGCAGCACGAAGUUUCUCGUCCCCCCAGGGUGAGCUGGAGAUGCAUCGCCUGAGGAGAGCUCUGGAGAGGGUCUCUUUCGACCAAACACUGGGAGGGAGGCUGGAUGAAAGCGAUGGAGAGACGAAGCCCCCAUCAAGAGGGACACUAUCCCGCAGAAGCCUCACUGACUCCAACGGACUCCUAUUCCCUGCCUCUCCUCUGGACUGGGACAGCUUCACAGACCCGGAGUACCUCUUUACCGCUAUUCCACCGGAGGAUCCCCCGCCAGGUCAGUGUCGCUCACUCAUUCACGGUCUGCUGAGAGGCAGACCUGUCUCCUGGGAGGUCACGGUGGACCUGGCGCACCUCUGGACCCCUGAGGGCCAGGAUACACCUGGAGUUGAUGGAUGUGGAGGAGGAAAAGGGGGGCGAGAAGGAAGAGGACGGGAGCCGUGGGAGGAGAUCAUUCACCAACUCACUGCUCGCUCAGUCAUUAGGGACUUUGAGAAAAUGGCAGAGAAGGAGAGCGAUUUUGGACAUGGUUCAGCUAAGCGAUAUCGUAUGAAGGCUAUCCAGACCAGUAAGCACUGUAAUAUCAUCUGCAUGUACACAGCCUUCACUACCACUGAUAACAACUCUAAUAAAGGCUUGGCAGACAGCAUGGAGCUCCACACAGAAACUGCAGGGGUGCAUUUGGGUAACAGGCGGAGUUCCCAGUCAGGUAGUCGCAGGCAGAGGGCCUAUUCUGUCGGUUUGGGCAGACGGCGCGCCAGCAGAGAUGGUGAAGAGACUGAGGACACCUGGAACUCUACAGACAGAGAUGACACCCCUGCCUCACCCUGUAGCCUUACAUCCUGGGACUCUAGUGUAGGGGGCAGUGCCUACUCUGCCACAGCCCCAGCGCUAACAGGUGCCACAUGCACUCGUUCACCGCGAUCUAUCGAGAGCAAGUCAAUGGAGAGCUUCUUUGGCGCCAGAUUUCCUCUGGGCAUACUCAGGUCCUCUGUUUCAUCAGGAAAGCAGGUUCCUCUCAAGUCCCACUGUCUGUCUGCUGAGACUGAGAAACACCCUGAAACCGAAGCUCCAGACUACCUGUCCCUGGUGCGGCUGCAGCUGGCAUCAGGUGCUUUUCUCAUGACAGAAAGCUACUCGGACUGUGUCCAGAUCCCCCUGGACCGCCUGAAGAGGGCAUCACCCUACAGCCUCCACCGCCGCAGUCUCAGCCCGCCCUUCCGCUGCACAUCUCCCAGUGCUCCAUCUUUAUCCACCUCCACCAAGCCUCCCGGUGUUCCCACUAGUCACCACGUUACCUUUUCUCCUUCUUCAUGCUCCUUCGCCAAACCAACUGCACCUCCUUUCCACCACACUCCAGAUGACACUCCCCUGAUGCUGGAACCAAGGGUUCGCCGCAGACACCUGUCUGACCGAGACCCUGUCACCUCACCCCCUGACCUUCCCAGCUCGGAGGAGGGCUCCCUGGAGCUAUCUGUAGGUCCCUCUCAGAGCCAGAGCCACGGCCAGGCAGAUAGUGGUCGCGGAUCAGAGACAGAUGUAUGUGAAAGCUCUUCAGUAGACCCAGCAGACCUACAGGGUAGCAGCAAGUUGGCUCAAGAGGACCUGGAGGGGUCCAGCUGGGCCACAGCUGUGGCCCUAGCCUGGCUUGAGCACCGCUGUGCUGGCUACUUCAUGGAGUGGGAGCUGGUGGCAGCAAAAGCAGACUUCUGGCUGCGCUGUCAGGAGCUGCCUGAGGGAGUGGACCUGGCAGGGCUGAAGGGAGCCGCCAGACAGCUCUUCCUGCUGCUACGCCACUGGGAUGAGAACAUCAAGCUAAACAUGCUAUGUUAUAAUCCCAAUAAUAUGUGAGACAGUGAUCACUGAUUAGCAUUCUCACUUGUUACCAAUGAUAAUGACUCCUAAGAAGCAACACCUUUACAUGGAAAAGUAAAUCCUGUAUUUUAUCUGCAGGACUAAUCCCGUAACCAGUGCCAAGUUUCUAGAAUUAAGUUGCACAUGAAACAUUUUACUGUUGUAAGACUUUAUAUUUAUGUAACAAGAAUACCAUUUACAUGACAUAAACCAAGUGGCCUUUUAUUAGAAGUAUGCUUUAUGCAAUCACAAGAAUGCCUUGACCAUAUGAAUGGGCUUAUUAUAGUCUAUAUGUAGUCAGUAUAAUGUAUUACUUUGCCAAAUGUAUAACCAGUCAGUCAGCGUUGAAUGGCAAUGAUUUUGAUCAACAGGAUGAGUAUUUGAUAAACUAAUGACAUAUUGCUUUAAAUAAUUAAAUUAUUGUUGCGAAAAUAAAAGCAUAGUGGAAUUAAGCCAUUUGUUGAAGUGU
Micropterus dolomieu (smallmouth bass) is the source of this 6773-nucleotide messenger RNA. It is a transcript of the gene vwa5b2, whose product is annotated as von Willebrand factor A domain containing 5B2. Bases 2051 to 6301 code for a protein of 1416 amino acids. The transcript has 22 exons. Lineage: Eukaryota; Metazoa; Chordata; Actinopteri; Centrarchiformes; Centrarchidae. The record is from RefSeq and is a predicted model, not a curated record.